Lotus japonicus is the source of this 2519-nucleotide messenger RNA. RefSeq lists its product as uncharacterized. The transcript is spliced from 11 exons. Lineage: Eukaryota; Viridiplantae; Streptophyta; Magnoliopsida; Fabales; Fabaceae. The record is from RefSeq and is a predicted model, not a curated record. Bases 491 to 2329 code for a protein of 612 amino acids.
CUUUAAUUGAAUUGGAUAUAUCACAUCAUCAUCACAUCAGUGCCUCCGUUUUAGUUAUGGAUUGAAUUUCUUCAUCUUCCUUAAGUUUGGUUUUAAUUUUGGUUUGUUCACGUGGUCUCAUUAAAUUCUGGUAUGUGUCUUACAUGGGUUGGGGCUUAGCUGUGGUAGUUGUCCUUCCCUGAACAGAUUCUGUAAAACAAGUGGUUAAGAAAUUUCAAGAUUUUUUUUUUUGUAAUUUCAUUUAUUGCAGCUCAGAAGCUUCAAGUUGGUGUCUUGCAGAUUUUGUACUGGCCAUUUAAUGAUGACUUUCUAGGCAUUUCUUAUUUUAGUUAACAAUAGUUGGGCCACAGUGGAGAGAAAAGUUUUCUGGCAAAUAACGUGACAAGUGCGAUUUUUCUUCUGCUUUGUACACUUACAAUUCAGGUGGUAAAUUCAGUGAAAAGUGGUACUUUUCUUCUGCUUUGUACGCUUACAAUUCAGAGAUACAUUGAUGGCGAAAAAGAGACAUAUUGUGCAGUAUAGGGAGAGGUUGGACAGGACCCUUGCUUCCCCUGAUCUCACAAAUGGCGAGAUGCUCAAAACGCUUGUCAAAAGUCAACUACUACGUUCUUCACAAUUUGAAAUUGAAGGUUAUGAAGAUAAAUUUGUAGAAACCAAAACUGCAGAGAUAACAAACUUUCUUGAUAUGAUAAGUGCUUCUGUAGAUAAUAGUGGAGGAUCUAGUAUAUCACACACUGAUUGGAAGUUAAAACAGGAUAAUGAAGAUUACCGUGUUAUGUAUCGUGAAGGACCAGAGGGAACUCCCUUUCAUACAUUGAUGGUUGAAGGCUAUAUAGAUGGGCCUGUUGAUGUUUGUUUAUGCCUCUCAUGGGAGGCACCCCUUUACAAGAAAUGGUGGCCUCAGUUUACUGUUCCGCCUUUCAAAGUUUUAGCAGCUGAUUGUUUGCAAAAGGUCCAGAUUGGGGAACAGAUCUCACUAGUAAGGAUGAAGGUUCCGUGGCCGCUGUCAAAGAGGGAGGCUAUAGUGCACUAUUAUCUGGUUGAGUACUUUCAAGAAGACUUGACAAUUGUUCUCAUAAAAUCGGUCUCUGAGUCAGAGAGCAUGGAUGGGGCCAUUGAUGGUAUCAACAGAGAUGCAAUUCCUGAAGCAAAGGAUGUUGUUAGAAUUGACUUUGUGGGAGGUUAUGUUUUGCAAAAGGUGACCUCAGAAAGAAGUUACUUUCGGACAAUGGCAAAUUUGGAUAUAAAGCUGGACUUUGUACCUCCAACCCUUAUAAAUUUCAUUUCAAGGCAACUCAUCGGAAGCGGUUUCAGACUUUAUCAGAAGGCUGUGUCCUCUAUGAUGAACAAUGAUAAAGAAAUCAUCAAGACCUUGGGUGACUCAUUGUAUGUUGGAAUUCGAGAAGCUCUUUACAACACUAGUGGAUCAAAUGCUAUGGAUGGGGAAGAGCUUAACAUAGUUUCUAGCAUUCUUCCUGCUGAAGAACAUGCUCAAAGCAAGCAAGAUGGGACAAAACAUGUAUCUUGGGAGGAUAGAGGCAACCAAUCUACGAGUAAUUGCAAUGGUGAGAUUUUAGAGGCAGGUAAUGGAGAGAUUGUAGAAGAAGAUAGUGAAGAGAUUGUACAAAUUGCGGAGGAUGUCAACAAAGUAUUGAAGGGCAAGAGGAAUGAUAAGAUUGUAGAUGCAGAUAAUGAAGAGAUUUCAGAAGCAGAGAAUGAAGAGAUUGUACAGAUUGAAGAGGUUGUCAAGAAAGUACAUGACAUCACCAUUGAGGAAGAUAGUGCCAUGAAUUUUCUGAAGAGAAAGAAGAAUGUAAGCAUAAACUCAGAUGUAAAAAAGGCUCUAGAAACUCUAGAGAAGGCCAUUUCAAUGGUUCGCGAAUAUGGUUUUCAUCCUCGCAGGCCUUCUUUUAGAUUCGGGAAUGAAGAGAGAAAAGAUAGCACAGUUGAAUCAUAUACUGCAAAACCUUCUCAGCUAUCUUCAAAGGUUAGUGUUGAAGUAUCAAGCAGCAAUACACUGAAUGAAACUUUAGAAGAACCUGUGACUAACUCUGAAAUCCAAAACAUCAGGCACACAGGAACAAAUCCUAAUUUAAAGGAAGUUAACCAUAACAAGGUUGUACCAGCUGCUUCACCAGAGCAGAAUCUCCAAAGACUAUUUGAAGAAAGCCGGGCUGAUUCAUUUUCUAUGAAAAAUGAGGCAACACUGAACCAGACAACAAGUGGUAGCAACCAAUUAGACAUUGAUGCAAUCCAAGAUAUGUCUUUAGAUGACAAAAAAAAGUCAAGCAGGAAGAAAAAUUAUAUAUACUGUUGUUUUCUACGUUAGGCCAGUAACAGAAGAACAUUAUGUAUUUUGAUGCCUUAAAGAGUUAAUUUGAUGUUUUAGAGCAAUGUAAGUAUGUGAAGGAGGUGUUAAGGGGUUAUAGGUAUAAGUAUGGGAAAUUUUGAAAUAAAAAAAAUAAACAAGAACAAUUAAAUUUCCAUUAUUUAUAAAUUUUGGUUCCUCUUCUCUAUCU